AUGGCUCCAAAAAUCUGGGAUGUUCUCUCCGAAUCCAAACGCAUAAUAUAUACUCAACCUCGUCACUACCUCACUCUCUCCCUCAUCUUCCUCCUACCUCUCUCUUUCUUUUCCCUCGUCUACAACCUCGUUCUCAAACACCUUCAACAACAACAACCCCCCACAAACCCUACCAACAUCACCUCCUUGUCUCUCCUCUUCCUCCUUUUCUCUUCAAUCUUGUCACACGGAGCCUUUAUCUCCAUCACUUACAGCGUCUACCACUUCUAUUUUAAUCAACCCAUUAAACUCAAAGAAGCCAUCAAAUCUAUCUCCACUUCCUUCUUCCCGUUACUCGCCACCGACAUCGUUACAUUCGUCAUCAUCUUCUUCAUCUUUUUCCUCCUAACACUUCUGAUUGGAGUUGUCUUGAUUCUCAUAACUUAUCUUGGAGAUAUCAACCUCGCAACUCACCCUAUGUUUAUUUACAUGGUUUUAAUGCUUGUUUUACUCCCUCUUGUGGUGUAUUUGUUAAUUAACUUGAGCUUAGUGAAAGCUAUCGUGGUGGUGGAAUCAGUUUGGGGUUUUGAACCAUUGAGAAGAAGUUGGAAAUUGGUGAGAGGAAUGAAGAGGUUGAUCUUGUCAAUCUCUUUCUUGUUUGGGUCAUUGCAAUUGGUGUUGGUGUGGAUAACUCGUUAUAGCUUGGAGAAACAUGGAGAGCUUGCAGAUGAAGAAUUUGGGAAGGACAAGGACGGGGCUGCCUCGUCCUUAAUCCCCAUAUAG
Molecule: messenger RNA, 762 nt
Organism: Vicia faba (fava bean)
Lineage: Eukaryota; Viridiplantae; Streptophyta; Magnoliopsida; Fabales; Fabaceae
Source: the annotation of a GenBank genome assembly